Messenger RNA from Porites lobata, 25652 nucleotides. Lineage: Eukaryota; Metazoa; Cnidaria; Anthozoa; Scleractinia; Poritidae. The record is from the annotation of a GenBank genome assembly.
AUGGCGGCGUGGGGACAUCCAGGCAUGGCUGCAGUGCCCGCUGAAAUUACCGAGGAAAAGCUUCAAGAAAAAGGUAAACUCGUGGUAUUUUGUACUAUACGUAAACUUUCUAACGUUUAUUUAGAGCCCAAGGGAAGCAUUCGCUAUAAUUUAUUGCGGAUAAUGAUCUGUCUGAACAAAGGACCUGGACUUGGAUUGCAGUGUCAGUCACUUAACAGUGGUCGGUACACACUGGGCGACAGGUUGCAGCAAUUAGUCGCACUUCUUGUGUACUGGAGAAUUUUUGUGAAAGUCUUUGUCUCCACAACAGAAUUUUGUCGCCGCAAAAUGUUGCAAAAAAUCAAAUCAGACAGAAUUUAUGCAACUUGUUGCAGCAACAAAAUUCUGUUGCAUUGUCAAAGAUUUUUCACAAAAGUUCUCCAGUACACACAAAGCGAUUUGUCACUGCGAGUUGUCGUUGCAACGUGUUGCCACAAUUAGCUGCUCGAUGUGAUCUGUCACCGCAACGUGUUGCUUUAGCUUACCGCAUAGUGUGUUCCAACCUUUAUAGUGCACAUGCAUAGAAUGCACACAGAAAGAGACAUAAGAAAACAGACUUUUUUGCCACUUUAAUAGUAAAUUUUGGUAAGAUUUCAGUACAGCCCCAUAAAACAAUAAUUUCUUUACUAUUUCACACAAAUAGUGAGUAUAUUCCAAUGUGAUUUCACUUUAAGAACUAUUGCUUACACCUAGAGUGUAGAUUACAAAUCAUAGACUAAGAAUUGCUCCUUGAGUUUUCAAAUUCCUCAUCGUAUCAGGCAUCAUGAGAUAUGUUUCUGCUAUAAAGUGGCUGGGUGUUCUGAAAUUGGGUCUCAUUUCAGCAUGCAAAGGAAGUAGUGUCCAAUAGCCCGGGGCUAGUGGAUUUUGCUAUCGGGCUAGUGAAUUCUGUUCGUAACUUGCCCGACGGGUAAGUGAUGUGUUUUGGGAAUUCAACUUACGAAGAACUGUCAAAUCAAUUCUGCUCAUCAAAAAAUAUUGGGGGCUAGUUGAAAUGACGUUUGGCUAGUAAAUGCUAACUUCAAGUUGCCCGAAUGGCACGCUGUAAGAAUGACUUUCUUUGCACCCUGUAUUUAAUUCCAUCUUGGAUCUUGUUGUGCUGAUGUGCUUAUGCUACUGAUUGACUACAACUUUUUUGUACAGCACGAAAAUGGCAGCAGCUACAGUCAAAGAGAUACAGUGAAAAGAGAAAGUUUGGAUUUGUGGAGGCACAAAAAGAAGACAUGCCACCUGAGCAUGUUAGGAAAAUCAUUCGAGAUCAUGGUGACAUGUCCAGUAGGAAAUACAGACAUGACAAAAGGGUGUACCUCGGGUAAAACAAUGUUAUUGUAUAUUUAGUCUUUUCAUAACCGGCUGUAUUUAAUAGUCUCUAAAUAGUACUGUUAGAUUUGAAAAAAAAAGAAAAUAGAAAGUGUUUUUGAUUGUAUAGCUAACUUCAAAUAAAUAAAUUAGUAUGUGACAGUAGACGAACAUGCAAAUCAUUUUGAAUUGGCUGUCAGGUUCAUGCAACAUGCAAUGUAGAGUUUGGCAGAGACCAUCAUCAUUCCAGAGUAACAGUUGAUUUAUAUAUUAUUUUAUCUUCCCUUGUACGCAACCUGAUCUCUUGAUCCCUCAAUGCUGGAAUGAACUUAAUUUAAACUCAUCUCGUAAUCAAGAUCAAUAUCUACACGUCCAAAAGUUUGGUUCAACCUAAGUAUGCCAGUUAUCACUCCAUAGUGGCUCUAGAAGACAAACAAGGUUUAGCACAUGUAUGACUGGCAACUUGUUGUUAGAAUUACAGUAGGUAGUUGACCUUUUCCCUAGCAGUUAACAAACAAGUGUAUUUAAUCUCUCAUUACAAAAAUUGUUUUAGUCCCUAACUUCUGAUUUUGUUUUGUUUUUUGUUUUUAAGUGCCUUGAAGUACAUGCCACAUGCUGUGUUAAAGUUACUAGAAAACAUGCCUAUGCCAUGGGAACAGAUCAGGGAUGUCAAAGUUCUUUAUCACAUCACUGGUGCCAUAACAUUUGUGAAUGAGAUCCCAUGGGUUGUUGAACCUAUUUAUUUGGCUCAGUGGGGGUAAGCUUAUUUGUUAUCAUACCAUGCUGUGUAUCUUAAUAGUGAGAAGAUUAUGUGCUUUCACUUGUGAAAAGUUUCUCCUUUCAAUGUCCACCUCGGGAAAUUGUGAAAUUACAAGGCUGUGUUCUAGCAGAGCCCGGUGGCCCUUGGGCCUAAUUUUUGCUCCUAGGCUACUAGAAAAACUCAGUUUUUUCACAGAAAUCAUAUGAUGGGUACCCUGGAUUUCACAGGUUCAGACCAGUGGGCUCCCUUUAGGUUUUCUCAGAGCACAUCCUUGAAUUAUGUUAUCAUGACCUAUCCCAUGCAAAAUUCAAGGAUAAGUCACAGGUAUCAGUUCUAAACAUCUACAUGUCAUUAACCUGUUUUAGCACCAUGUGGAUCAUGAUGCGACGAGAAAAGAGAGACAGAAGGCAUUUUAAGAGAAUGAGAUUUCCACCAUUUGAUGAUGAGGAACCUCCUUUGGAUUAUGCAGACAAUAUCCUGGAUGUUGAACCUUUGGAACCCAUCCAAAUUGAGUUGGACCCAGAAGAAGAUUCAAGUGUUUAUGAAUGGUUUUAUGAUCACAAUCCUCUUCUUGAUACAAAGUAAGUGAAGACGAUAUUUCUUUGCCAGCAUCAGUACCUUUCCAUUUCCAUUUGAGUUCAAUUAACAGAGUGCCAUCAAAGUUGAUAUCCAGACCUUUUUGUUGAAAAUUGACCUUUUUACACUGCGACUUCUCGAACCAGGGGACUUGUCCAAUCACAAGGUCCUUUGAAAACACAAUUCUCAAGUUUUUCUGCAAAUGGACGAAUAAAAUUCAAGGUUCAACUAUGCAACUGUUGAAAAAUUUGAAACCAUUUGAACUUACCUGACCUUUUAGAAAACAGCCCUCAAAUUUAUGAAUGUUAUUGCUCCUUGAGAAUCUUUUUUUUGCAAAGAACAUUGUGAUUGGAUAAUAUUCUUCCAAGUCCCCCGGUUUAAGUUUUCGCACUGUAACACUUAUUUUUUAGUAAGGUUCUUGUCAAAUGGUUGUGAUUGAUUCUUUGAAUAAAAUAAAACCUUGCGAAAAAGGAAAAAAUUCAGUAUCUUCACAGCUAACAUGAAUACUAAGUUUGCCAUUCUCAUUUUUCUUAGAAUGAUCAACGGCUCUUCCUACCGAAGAUGGAACAUAACACUUCCCAUAAUGUCAACCCUCUAUCGACUGGGAAACCAACUUUUGACCGAUCUUGUAGAUGACAACUACUUUUACUUGUUUGACCUUAAGGCAUUCUUUACUGCAAAGGCGCUAAAUGUUGCCAUUCCCGGAGGACCUAAAUUUGAACCUCUAGUGAGAGAUGUGAACCUCCAUGAUGAAGAUUGGAAUGAAUUCAAUGACAUUAACAAGAUCAUUAUUAGACAACCAGUGAGAACUGAGUACAGGAUUGCAUUUCCCUACCUGUACAAUAGCUUGCCCUACAAAGUCCAUCUGCCCUGGUAAGUCAGUCAUCUGAGUACCAUGUAAUUUAACUCUUAUUAUCUGUUUUGUUGGGUUUUCAAUUUUCUCUUACCCUUUGAAGUCAGGGGUCAACUUUUACCAUAGGGUAAUUUACUGAGGUAGUUUCUGGUUCUAGGCAGGAGUCAGAAUGAACCCUAGUAGUAAUAGAUUGUUUUUACCCACUUAAUCACUAGCUACGCAAAUUUCUUGAGGAAAAAAAUGAAGUUUGUACAUGUAAAAAAUUUCAAUUCCACAGAAGUUUUUUGGUACACCAGGAUGACCACUGUUUCAUUGUUUUGAUACACUAAUUUUGGCCACCGUGGGAUCACAUGAACAGGAUCUACAUGUAUUCCUUGGAAAGGCAGCCAUUGUUUGGUGUGAACUUUUGUAAACCCUGUAUUUGCCACCAAACACGGGAAUAGCAUUGCCAAAGGAUGCAAACUGUUAUUUGGGUUGGUGGCUAGAGAAACAUGGCUCAGAUUACUGCGGCAUGUUUAUAACUUCAGCUGUUAUGGACUGCUUUCUGUGCCUUACAACUUCAGUUUAUGACAAAAAAAGGUCCUUUGGGGUAUACAUGUUUCUGAAACCAAGCAAACUGUCUUCCUUUUUGCACCACUGAUAUUUGGUUCAUUGUGCUUUCAGGUAUCACCAUCCAUCUGUGGUGUACAUCAAGACAGAGGAUCCUGAUCUGCCGGCAUUUUACUUUGAUCCUUUGGUGAACCCAAUUGCACAUAGACAUGCUGUCAAGGUAUUUUAUUUACAUUUUUAUUUGUUUUUGGGUGGUUGACAACACAAGUCUAUCAAAUGUUGUCCAUUUGUCAGUAAAGACAUCGUGUCAUUGCCUGUUUAUAUCUCACACGCAAACAUAAUAACCUUAUUUAAAAAAUGGGAAAGCCUUUGCAAAAGUUUGAUCAUGUUUUCAUCUAGAAAUUGGAAAGUGGAUAUCCAAAAGAUCUCUCUCUGUUUUAUAUUUAUGUUAAAGUUAAGUUCUAAUGUUUCAGACAACAGAACCUAUACCUGAUGAUGAUGAAGAGUUUGAGUUGCCAGAGGAUAUUCAGCCAUUCCUGCAAGAUACUCCACUGUACUCAGACAACACAGCAAAUGGUUUGUUUCAUUUCGCCUUUUAUUGCUUACAGUGAUUUUCUAAAAUGGAGUUACCUGUGGGCAGCAUUGCUACUAUUAAUAUUAGUUCUGUAUUAGCUUUGUAUUAGCUAUGUAGUGACGGUAAAUAAUCUUUGCAUUCAGGUUGGUCUGACCUUUGGCUGAAUUUGUUCCACAGCAGACACACAUUCACUUUUCUUCUAGAAUAAUAAGCCAACCUUAUUUUAAUGAAAGGAAAAUUAAUCAUUUCUCAUGUGUGACUGAAUAACCCACCAUCACUUGUGGUAUCACAGGGAAUAAUUUAAAGGACUUUAUAUGUUAUAGGCAUUGCUUUGCUGUGGGCUCCAAGACCUUUCUGUCUCAGAUCUGCUCGGACGCGUCGUGCCCUUGAUAUACCUUUAGUAAAGACAUGGUAAGUAUUCUUUUCAGCUUAGUAUUUGCUUUAUUAUGAUGAAUUCUAGCAUGGCAAUUUCUUGGCUUUAAAGUUAUUGCCUUAUUUAAGUGGAAUUUAUAUCAUUUACUUUCCUAAAUUGUUAGGCCUUCUUUGAAGGUCCUAUUAAUUUUCUUUUUGUUAUUCAGGUAUCGUGAGCAUUGCCCAUCCGGUCACCCAGUAAAGGUGCGAGUGUCUUAUCAGAAGCUUCUCAAAUGCUAUGUCUUGAAUGCACUGAAACACAGGCCACCCAAAGCUCAAAAGAAAAGGUACUGUUUCGUGGCAGAGGUUGUUGUGAUGAAGUAUUAUUUGUGAUUGAGUAUAUGUACCAUAUUUACUUGAGUAAGCAGUGGGGUGCUUUUCUCAGUGCAGCACUUAGAGAUGAAUUUUUUCAUUUGUAUACAACAUGGUACUCGAUAUUUUCCUUUAUUUUCCUUUGUUAUUAAAAAACUCUAAGAACACCAAAAGAAACAACAAAAGGUAGUUUUGAGGUCUGUUUCCCCUUGUUAUUUUGGAAAAUGUCAAAAUAAUGAAAAUGAACAAUUGUGCAUUGUUGCUUGGAGGAUGCAGUGAAGAUAGUUCUUAGUAAUACUUUCCGUUGUUGUAGGUAAUGUUACUGUGAAAAUCGGAUGAAAGAAAAAAGCUUCUUUGCCUUUAAAUCUAAGAGACCUUGUGGAAAGUGUUUGGUAAUAACAAAACUUGAUUUGAUCUCAGAAUGUGUAAUUUAAAGAUGUUUUUGUCUUUCUCAGAUAUUUGUUCCGAUCGUUCAAAGCCACCAAGUUCUUUCAGACAACAACUCUUGACUGGGUGGAGGUGGGUCUCCAAGUCUGUCGUCAGGGCUACAACAUGCUGAACCUGCUCAUUCACAGAAAAAAUCUUAACUACCUUCAUCUGGAUUAUAAUUUCAACUUAAAACCAGUAAAAACACUCACCACUAAAGAGAGAAAGAAGUCCAGAUUUGGGAAUGCUUUCCAUUUGUGUCGUGAGAUUCUCCGUCUGACCAAGCUGGUGGUAGAUUCUUAUGUCCAGUACAGACUUGGUAAUGUGGACUGCUUUCAGCUCGCUGAUGGUCUUCAGUAUAUUUUCUCCCAUGUUGGUCAACUGACUGGAAUGUAUAGGUACAAGUACAAACUCAUGAGGCAGAUCAGAAUGUGCAAAGACAUCAAGCAUCUCAUCUACUACAGAUUCAACACUGUAAGUACCCCCUCUCGGAAUUUCUUACAAGCGAAGAGGUAGCUGGUAAAGCAGACAAUUCUGUUGCAGUAAUAAUGAUGUCCACUUCGUACUUGUAUUAGCUCAACAGUCAAUAAUUUUCAGUGUCUAUAACAGAGUAUUUUUGGAAAAAUAAAUUUAUGAUGAUGUCUAUUUGUAUCAGAUUUUAUUUAAAUUAUCUUCAAACUAAAAUGGGUACAAAUGUACAUCUUCUUUAUAUUUUAGGGACCUGUAGGAAAAGGACCAGGUUGUGGCUUCUGGGCUCCUGGCUGGAGAGUGUGGCUAUUUUUCCUGCGAGGUGUUGUCCCACUAUUGGAGAGAUGGCUUGGAAAUCUUCUUGCAAGACAGUUUGAAGGACGACAUUCUAAGGGUGUGGCCAAAACUGUAACAAAGCAGAGAGUUGAGAGCCACUUUGACCUGGAGUUACGAGCUGCAGUUAUGCAUGACAUUCUGGACAUGAUGCCAGAGGGAAUCAAACAGAACAAAGCUCGUGUCAUCCUACAACAUCUUAGUGAAGCAUGGAGAUGUUGGAAAGCUAACAUUCCUUGGAAGGUUUGAUCUUUCUACCUUUUUGUCACAUUAUUCAACCUAUUAUCAAGCUUCAGCUAACCAUGAUUGUAUGUGUAGUUUUGGUUGAUUGCCAAACUUGGUGAUGCAGUUGUGGUUCCUGCCAUCAUAGUCAGGAAUGGAAAUUCUAGGGCAGCAGGGUAGGGGAAAUUUCCAAGGGGAUAGAAAGUAUUCUGGGGAAGCACUUUCUAGCAGAGUUUGUUGUGUUUGCUCUCUGCUUUUGUCAUUAGCCAUCAAAAAAUAAAAUAGUGCCUGGAAAUACAUGUAGACAUUUGUUAAAUUAGUGUAUAUCUUUUAAGUUGAACGUAGCAAAUUGUUUGUGUCAUGCAUGGUAGACUUCAAGCAUGGCAUUUUAAAAAAUGUGCUUUCUAAUUCCGACCAUCAACUUCAGAUGUAUGGGAACUUCCCAAGCUUAAUUUUAUCACAAAACUCAUUUAACGUGUGCAGACCUGUUUUCCUCCCUUCCUACAAAGUGUGUGCCAAUGUGUUUGUUUUAGGAGAAAACAGAAACAGUACAAAGCAACAGUGAUUACAGCUGAAAUGACUGCCAUAUAAACUGAUGGUCAUCCUGUAUUUGUAGGUUCCAGGUCUUCCUACUGCUGUUGAGAAUAUGAUUCUGCGCUACGUCAAAGCCAAGGCUGACUGGUGGACAAACACUGCUCAUUACAACAGGGAACGUAUUCGCCGUGGAGCCACUGUGGAUAAAACUGUCUGUAAGAAAAAUCUGGGUCGCCUCACUAGGCUUUAUCUUAAAGCUGAGCAGGAGAGACAACACAAUUACCUAAAGGUGUGAUAUUCAAAUAAAAUAAUCUAUUAUUAAUCAACUCACUUUUGAGUUUGUUAGCUACUUUUACUGGGAAAACCCUGUCAUUUUAACUCUGUAAAUUUAACGCAGUGAACAAAGUUACAAGUCAUACAAAUGUAAGUGUGACUUUCAAUGCUUUACAUAUAAAGUUGUAUCCUGGAGUUUUGGUGAUUCUGUGAGUUAAACUUUGUCUUUGUGCUUGUCCAGUCAACAUAAUGUUUUAUCAUGACUAUCCAGGUUGUGGCAUCAAAGAAUUUUUUGAACACCUUUUAGUUUCUGCUUAUUUCUAUAAUAUACUGAGGUUCCAACUUAACACCAAACAUAGCUUGAAACUUAACUUCAUAUUGUCUUGUUUGACAGGAUGGUCCAUACAUCUCAGCGGAGGAAGCAGUUGCAAUCUACACCACAACAGUUCACUGGCUGGAGAGCAGAAGAUUCUCACCCAUCCCCUUUCCACCCCUUUCAUACAAGCAUGACACUAAGCUGCUCAUUCUUGCACUUGAGAGACUCAAAGAAGCUUACAGGUGUGUUUUUUGUCUUAUUGGAAAGAAACACUAAAUUACUUAAUGUAGAGAACGUAUUAACACAGUUAAACCUUAUUAAACAGUUAAACAGUUAAACCUCCUGGGUUCAAACCUUUCACAGUUAAACCUCUCCACUACAGCCACCUUUGGGAUAGAAGAAAAAGGCCAUUGUAGAGAGGUUUAAGUGAGAGUCAAAGUAUGGAAUGUCUGCCAAAAAAAGUGGCCGUUGUAGAGAGAUGGCCACCAGUGGAGGGUUGACUGUUUAUUUAUCACAAAUGGUUGAAAAGAAUGUGUGUAGAACCUCCCAAGUAACCAGCAAACAGCAGCAAAUUUACAACAAAGUUGCUAGGUGAUUCUAUCUCAUUACAAGAAGGUUUCAAACUGUUGUUUGUUCUUCCUGUUUUGUGUUUUUUUCAGUGUAAAGAGCCGGUUAAACCAAUCUCAAAGAGAGGAGUUGGGGCUGAUUGAACAAGCAUAUGACAACCCUCAUGAGGCACUCAGCAGAAUUAAGCGUCACUUGCUUACACAAAGAGCAUUUAAAGAGGUGCAUUUCUUGAUGGUCUAAUUACAUAAUAUAAUAAAUGAAUGAAAUGUUUUGUACCUACCUGCUUUUUGGAAGUGACUGCUUUUGUAUGGAAAGGAAGAUGAGCAGAGAAAUAGUUACCGACUGUCAAACAACCAAUUAUUGAGAUUUUGAUGUUAAAGUUAUGCAUGAACACAAGGAGUGUUUUAGUUGAUUUUACAGGGAAGUGGGUUGAAAAAUGUUGCACAGUUGAGAUGUGUCCAACCAACUUUCAAGUAUCUAGAUGUCAUGUCAAGUAAAACACUUUCUUGAAUGACAACUUGUUUAGUAGUGUUAAGUUUCGUUUACGUUCUGUUGGUAAAUUAAUAGACGUGGGCUGUAUUUUUUAGGUUGGCAUUGAGUUCAUGGACCUGUACAGCCAUCUUGUUCCUGUGUAUGAUGUUGAACCACUGGAGAAGAUCACAGAUGCCUACCUUGACCAGUAUCUUUGGUAUGAAGCAGACAAGAGGCGCCUGUUUCCUCCUUGGGUGAAACCAGCUGACACGGAACCUCCCCCACUGUUGACUUACAAAUGGUGCCAAGGUUAGUUUGUGUGUGAUUCACUGUGAAGUUUGACUAAGAGGUGUGUAGUUUCUUUCAAAACAGUGAAAUCCCAAUUCCUUGAGAUUGCUUAUCCAGGAUCAUGGAGUGUAUGUGGCUAACACCAUUUUUUGUUGGUUCUUGAGAAAUCAAAUUAAAAGUUUUGGAAGGAAGCAAAAUUAAGUUCGAAAUAUCUUAAGUUUUGAAAAUCAGGGAUAAAAUUACAGUGUCUGACUGAAGCAAAUCAAAGGCAAACAACUUUUGGCUUGAAAAAUCGGUAGUUUCAAAAAAUCUAGUUUUGAAAAAAUUGGGAUUCCACUGUAAAAGGGUAUUGGUAUCUAUAGUUACCCCUUAGCAUUACAUCUCUUAUCCUAAUGAGAUGAAUGAAAACAAAAAACUAAAUAUGACCUAAAAUAACAUGAAAGAGAAAAACUUAUGAUGACUUCAAAGUGUGAAGAAAAGUUUUUGUUCCAUCUUUAAGAAGUAUGUGGUAAUUUCUCAUGCAUGUUAAAGUGAGCACUGUUGUGCGGUUACAUUUGUACACACUAUGGGCCAGUUGUUUAAACCCAAUGUUGGAUGUUAUUGCUAACAUCUGGCAUUCAAAUGAACUCUAUAAUGGAAGAGUUUGACUGGUCUGAACAUAUCAUAUCAACAUUAAAAUGCAGUCUAACCUCUCCAUACGGACACCUCUAUAAUACGGACACCUCUCUAUUAUGGACAGUUCAUUUGGUCCCAGAAAUGCCAAAAAUCAUACAUUCCCUAACUCUAUGAUACAGACACCUCUGUAAAGCAGACACUUGGUUUUGUCCCUUUGGUGUCCAUAUUAAAGAGGUUUGACUGUACAUACAAAUGGACCCAGUGUCCUUACUUCAAACAGGUGAAGAUGAUAACCUUAUUUACUCUUGAUGUACGAGGCUAGUUAAGCUGCUAGUGCCCUGGUCAAAAUGCAUCUCAGUUGAAACAUCUUGCAUUGUGCAGUGCCAUGCAGAAUGCAUGCUCGUAAGAUGCAAAAGUGGCUGAAAAAUUUGGGUAGAUGGUUCCCAAUCUUGGCAGCUAAAAAAAGCAGACUGAAAAUUAUCUGAUGUGCAUUAAAAAGCCUCAUAAUUAAAAGCAAUUACCUUAUUUAAACAUCGGCUUAUUUUCAUGAUUUUAGGAAUCAACAAUUUGCAAGAUGUUUGGGAAACAUCUGAAGGAGAGUGCAAUGUUAUGAUGGAGACCAACUUUGAGAAGAUGUAUGAGAAGAUUGACUUGACCUUACUGAAUCGACUGUUACGUCUGAUUGUGGAUCACAACAUUGCAGAUUACAUGACAGCAAAGAACAACAUUGUGAUCAAUUACAAGGUACAGUCAUUAGUUUGUUCUAUUAUUGUGUAUUUUGUAGCUGGCAGGAAGCAAGGAUUGUUGGUAAUUUUAAAAACAGCUGUAGCAUUUGGCAGUACUUAAUUUGUUUUAGUGUUCUUGGUUGAACUGUGUUCUAUAACAUCUCUUUCAUCAAUAAGUGAUACAGCCGUGAACUAUAUGUUUCAAAACAGGAGGAGGCAGCGUGGCCAAGUGGUCAGUGUGUUAGACCCGCAACUUUGGUGAUCCUGGGUCCCUGGCCAUUUGCUGGAUUUGUUGUCCUUAGUUCAAAUCCUCUGCCACGCUUGUAAAUAGCCCACUGGUUUCCUGCUACCAGUUUAUCCUGUUAUGUUUUAUUGAAUUAUUUGUUUCUUAUUAUUUAAGUGGAGUGCUAUAUAAACUGCUACCCAGAGAAUUAGUACUUCAAGACAACCAGUUGCAUUUUUCACUGCAGGAUAGAGAUUUUAUCUAGUAGAUAGUAUUAUUUCCCAGUAUUAAUCUCCUACUUUACUUAACCUGCAUUAUAAGAUAGCACUUUGAGAAUACUAAAGGUGAAAUAACAAAUUCCUGCAAGUGCCAAAAAUAACAUCACAUGUUCACUUGUGUUAUGUCAACAGGAUAUGAACCACACAAACUCCUAUGGCAUCAUCCGUGGUCUUCAGUUUGCCUCAUUCAUUGUACAGUACUAUGGAUUAGUGCUGGAUCUUCUGGUGUUGGGCUUACAAAGAGCCAGUGAGAUGGCAGGACCCCCACAGAUGCCAAAUGACUUCUUAACCUUCCAGGAUGUGCAGACAGAAACCCAACAUCCAAUCAGAUUGUACUCAAGAUACAUUGACAAAAUGCACGUCUUCUUCAGGUAGCUUUUUUUUUUCCUGUUAUUUUCUUUCACAAAAAUAGAACAUGAACAUCAUCACGGGUUAAUUGUUAUAAAACUUUUUCGAUGCUACAGCACUAAGUCGAGCAAUAUAGUUUCCAGGUUUCUCACAAUUAUGAUGCUGAGUUAUUUGCUCUGAUUGAUCAAACGUGUAUCCUUUUGGGUCUGCUUUUUGCCCUUGUUAUGUAUUGAAAACUGCCGUUGAAUUAAAAAGGGUUGGCUUUUAAAAUACUAUGCCUGUGUUAAGCCAAACUGGCCCAUUUUUCAUUUAUCUGGGGGCAAUCUGUGAUUGCAACAUAGGAUUCCCACAAUGGCACAGUAUGGCCGAAACACCGGAUAUUACCAGGGGUAUCAAUAGAAGGCGAGAACCUGGUGCUGGCAGCAGUGUACUCUGAGCAGAGCACCUGCCUUCAAGGAAAAUGAGAAAGCUGAUUCUCAAAAUAACUUUCCAACGUUCCCUACCUGCUCAACCUUGAAAACCCUGUAUUGCUGAGUGUAACUCUGUUUUGGAGAUUCACUGCUAGACUGACUCAAAAGAUAAAACCAUCCAAAUCAUUUAAGAAUUGUCUUGCGAUCAAAAUAUUCCAACACUCUUUUCUAGGGUAACUGGCAGCAUAGUCCUUUUUCCUGCGGUGCAUACAUGUAAUGUUAAAUGUGGUAAAAUUCUGAAUAACUGAGACUGGAAGACUAAAAGGAGAGAAGAAGAUUAAUAUUAUUUUCUACAUGGUUUUUUGUACAGCCCAAGAAUAAUGGCAAGCCUUUAGUUUAUAUUAAUAAUUUAUUUUUUGUGGGAUGAAACACUGUAUAAUGUUGUGAUUUUCAAGGGUUUUUUGGUGUCUUUAGAUUUUCAGCAGAUGAAGCUCGUGAUCUUAUUCAGCGAUACCUUACAGAACACCCUGAUCCUAACAAUGAGAACAUAGUGGGCUACAAUAACAGAAAAUGCUGGCCCAGAGAUGCUCGCAUGAGACUCAUGAAACAUGAUGUUAAUCUUGGGCGUGCUGUGUUCUGGGACAUUAAGAACCGUCUGCCAAGGUCUGUCACCACCCUCACUUGGGAUGAAAGCUUUGUGUCUGUCUACAGCAAAGAUAAUCCAAAUCUUCUUUUCAACAUGUGUGGAUUUGAAUGUCGUAUUUUGCCCAAGUGUCGUACAACGUUUGAGGAGUUCACACACAGGGAUGGAGUCUGGAAUUUACAAAAUGAGGUAUGCAGUGACAAAAAAAAGCCAGUUUCAAGUUACUUUAAGCUUCUUUAUUAAAGCAACUCUCAUUGCAAACCCAUUUGUAAGAGAAUGGGUUUUACUUGAUUUGAAGGGGAACUUUACACUUUUCUCCUGAAAGGGUCAGAUGUCAAAGUUAAAAAAAACAACUUUUGAUUUGACAAGAUCUGAAAAUUAGGUCGUUUUGUGCAAAGUUCUUUUAAAGAUGUUUUAUUCAAGUUGUUACUUAAUAGCAUUUAGUCAAUUAACUACAGAAGGUAAGAACUAGAUUGGAUUUCUUCAAAAUUCACUUUAAGGGUCAGUGGUCAUAGUCUCCACAAUUGUUUGACCAUCAAAGUUUUGCUCUUCCUCUUUGUGGCUUUGACAACUUACUCUUGCCCCAAGAUGACAAGGAAAUCUCUGUUACAUAAUGCUAAUGUGCUAGUCAGCUUGGUUCUCAUAGAUGCUGCACUUCAGGGUUCUGUACAAUAAAUUUACAGUCAAAUCCCUAGUAAAAUAUCAUCAGAUGAUUACCUGUGAAUGAUCUUUUAUUAUUUUGCAGGUGACCAAAGAGCGAACUGCCCAGUGCUUCCUAAAAGUUGAUGAGGAGUCACAGCAGAGAUUCCACAACAGAGUUCGUCAGAUUCUCAUGGCUUCAGGUUCAACUACUUUUACAAAGAUUGUGAACAAAUGGAACACUGCUCUGAUUGGUUUGAUGACGUACUACAGGGAGUCAGUUGUCAACACUCAGGAACUCCUGGACUUGUUGGUCAAAUGUGAAAACAAGGUGAGUGUUUAUAAUUACAGAAGUCAUUCUUCUUUGUUUGCUUCUGUGUAAUCGUGUGUUCUUGUCCUGUCCCUGUAUUCGUUUGGCCCUGACCUUCUCACUUUUGGGGAUAUCUGUCGUGACUUUGAACCCGUUUAUUUUUCUUUCAGAUUCAAACACGUAUCAAGAUUGGUCUGAACUCCAAGAUGCCCAGCCGUUUCCCUCCGGUUGUGUUUUACACACCAAAAGAGCUUGGUGGUCUUGGUAUGCUGUCCAUGGGACACGUGCUCAUUCCUCAGUCAGAUCUCAGGUUACUUGAAGUUUCCAUUGUUGUUGUUGUUUUUCUCUUUCUCCAAUUUGAAUCAAGGCCAUCAAGUUUUGAUGAAAGAAGCCUGUUUUAAGAUAAGAGUAUAGCCCAGCCCUACUGCUAUAUUGCAGAAAUGAGAGCAUCACUUUUUUUUCUUGAUUGCUCAGGAAUUUAAGAGGCAAUAAUCUUCUCGAAGAUUAGCCUGUUCCAUGCUUUCAGAUAGUAGGGAUGAUGCGUAAGUGAAAGGCACACAAAGAUAUGAGCGCGUGAUCUGGAAAAAUGGAAGGUGGCGGGAAAAGGUAGGGAGACAGGCACCCUUUCUCUCCCCAGUUUCCUCCUGUUUUAUUUUCGCGUGUGCUCGUUCUCAACUUUGCAGACCCAACUAUUUUGGAGCUUGGAACAGGCUACUCGAAGAUUAAAGUGCUAAUACUAUGUUUUCUCUAAUUUUCGCCUUCAGGUGGUCUCAACAAACUGAUGCAGGGAUUACUCACUUCCGAUCCGGAAUGAGCCAUGACAAAGAUCAGUUGAUCCCUAACUUGUACAGGUAACAUUCCUCCUCCUUCUUCAAAAAAAUCAUUUCAGCAACAAGUGUAAAGUGGAGGGAUUGUUACUCUAGAAAUUUUAAGAAAGCCAAAAUUUGUUCCAGCAGAUAUUUUUAUAGGAUACUGGUAUGGUCUUCUGGCUUGUUGCUAGCCUCUUGCUUAGGCUUUACCACUGAUAAACGUAUCCCGAUUGUCAGACGGUUUGACAUUGCUCUCUUAAACUCUCUUCUCUUCCAUGAGUUUGAGCAACCAAACUCAGACCUUAAAAUCAGAAGCAAAUUAUUCUUAACUUGUCAUAACUUGAAUGGUUAGGCAACUUUCAUUAAGUUAAUAAUGCUGUUCUCUUGGUGACAUAUCAGGUACAUCCAACCAUGGGAGAGUGAGUUCAUCGACUCUCAAAGAGUUUGGGCUGAGUAUGCCUUAAAACGGCAAGAAGCUAAUGCUCAGAACAGGUGAGUGCUCACACCUUUCAUGCUACUGCAUUCUGAUAAGAAUACCCAUGUAUUGUACUGUUUUGGUCACGAUAUAGGCUCGAUUACCAGUUAAUAAGCGUGCUCUCCUCCCCUGAACAGAGAGAAGCAGAAAUUGAGCCUAGUCGCCAGGGUGGGUGGAAAAAAUGUUGGGCAACUAAAAUCAGGGCAAGCCGUCAAUUUGGUGUCCUGUGUUCAGUAGUAAUGUGGCAAUGCAGUGAUUUUCAUUACUUCGUGUCGAUGGACUUUUUUAAGUGAAAGUGAGAUAAACAAUUGUAUGAAAUAAAUGUAUUUUUUGCUCCAUUUUCAUAACAAUUCACCUCUCAAAAUAUCAACUUUUGAAUCGUUUUAUUGCGAUAAAUUGAAUUAUAUCAAACUAGCUUUUUUUUCACUCCCCACCAACACAACGCAACAGUAGAGUUUGUUUUUGAAAUUGACCCCUUCAACAAUUAGCACCUGAACGUACAGAUAACAUUUGAAUAUUUUUCAAGGCUAAUAUUCAACCACUGUUAGCAGUCUUAUCUUAAUUGUUAACCGUAACCUUCUUGGUAUCUUCUGUGUAUGGUAAUUGUGCAAAGAAAAUGUUUGCUUUAUCUUAUCUGUUGAUUCCUUCCUAAGACGUUUAACCCUGGAGGAUUUAGAGGACUCGUGGGAUCGUGGAAUACCUCGAAUUAACACACUGUUUCAGAAGGACAGACACACACUUGCUUAUGACAAGGGAUGGAGAGUUAGAACAGAUUUCAAACAGUACCAGGUAAACCUUUUAACAAUCAUGUUCGGUUUAUUAGAUUAUGUUUUAACUUUAAGCGAAAAUUUGUUCAUUCAGUACUGAGUGUCUAGUUUGACAGGACAAUAAAUUAUGACGUAGAGUGAGCUAUCACAGUGUCGUUUAUCCUUUAUUGAAAAUGGCAGUAUCAUUAAGAUUGAGUAGUUCCUCAAAAUCUAGCAAAAGUUUGUGUCAGAAAUGACUAAGAAUGUACAAACUACCACCUGGGGUUGCUUGGUCUUGCUGUAAUAGUAAUGUACGUAAAUACUGUUAAAGAGUGUCUGAUUAACGUCUAGAAGCGAGUGGACUGAAACUAGAAAACGUCAGAAUGACGACGUUUUCAUGUUUCUCGUCUUCGUUUGUUCAUGUUUCGAAAUUAAUUUAUUUCUUGUGUUGUUUGAGGUUCAUUAUGUGUGUCUCACAAUUAUAUCGCACUAGCUGAGGUAAAAUCCUGGGAAUGAUCUUCAAAUUAGCGCGCAAAUUUCACGAGCUUGAACGUAAAACUGUAGAAAAAAUUACAAAAAAGUUACUCAUGGAUGUUGUUGUUCCAAAGGUUCUCAAACAGAAUCCGUUCUGGUGGACUCAUCAGCGACAUGAUGGCAAAUUGUGGAAUCUAAACAACUACCGCACAGAUAUGAUCCAGGCGCUGGGUGGCGUGGAAGGUAUCUUGGAACAUACACUUUUCAAAGGAACGUACUUCCCAACCUGGGAGGGUCUGUUCUGGGAGAAAGCUAGUGGAUUUGAGGAGUCCAUGAAGUACAAAAAACUGACUAACGCUCAGCGCUCUGGGUUGAAUCAGAUUCCAAACAGACGAUUCACACUCUGGUGGUCACCCACUAUAAACAGGGCCAAUGUAAGUGACUCACAGUUUAAGUAUAGCUUAUGUUUUCCUGACUGCCCACCUACCCCUCCCAUAAGUCAACAACACUUACUUCUCACUUAGUGCAAAAUGUUGGCUUAGGGAGGGGGUAGGUGGGCAGUUUCCCAGAAACGUGUAAUGAUCUGAAAUGUCUUAAGGGCAUUUUGACCGCUAUUCUCGCUCAUACCUUAUCUCUGUUUCAUUUCUUGCAGGUUUACGUUGGAUUCCAGGUUCAGCUUGAUCUCACCGGAAUCUUCAUGCACGGCAAGAUUCCAACACUGAAGAUCUCACUCAUUCAGAUUUUCAGAGCUCACUUGUGGCAAAAAGUACACGAGAGUGUUGUCAUGGACUUGUGUCAGGUACAGUUUACUAGCAGACUCAUUUAUUGAGCGAUUUUCGUAUGACCUUGAAAAAUGGUUUCGGUAAGUCUUCGUUAUUUGUUUUUUCAGCCAGUGGGUGAUCAAAACAUAGCCUCUUCCUUUUCCCGCCAAAGAAAACCCUAAUAUGGAGAAAGCAUUGUUCGAUUGGCUAGUCGUGUUGCAGUAUGACGUCAAAGCGAAGUAUCGGUUGAUCUCGAGAAAGUUCUCGGGCAUGAUGAACUUUUUUCACCCGAGCGUUCGCUUAACCAACCAAAAGCCACGCGCGUUUGUAUCCGUUCGAUAAACCAAUCAAACGGUUCUAGUGCCAUUCGUUUGUUUUGUCUGUUUCGUUCGCGCGUUUUCAUUUCAAGGUCAUACGAAAAUCGCUCUAACAAAAGAGAAAGGUUCAACUUCCACACGGGACUGGUUUAGGACACCAACAUCGCCGCCGUUUCAUUGUUGGGGACGCCAACAUGGCGGACGUGACGUCAUAUGAAAUAAGCUCUAUAAGGACACUAAAAGCGCGUUGGUUUGACGCUAUUCCGAACUAAGAAUAUAUGGAACAAAUUUGAGAAAUCACCUGUUUAGGCAAGUCAUGACAUCGUAAUAUCUGCAGAAAUCUAGUUGAAAUACAGUAUUACGAUGCAUGUAGCAUUCCGGCGGUGGUCCAAAAAACUCUGAUAAGAGAGAUUUCUAACAGAAUUUCUAUGUACUCUUAUUUCGGAAUAAAAUCAAUCAAACGCUCCUUUAAACACUUAAGUAAUCUGUUAAUUAACAAGUACACGGUACUAUGGCAGUGAGCGUGUUGCGCGUGGUGACGUCAAUGUUUGCAAAAUGUACGUUAAGGUAUGGUCACACAUUUCAGGAAAACGUAAAUGGAGAUAGUUACCCGUGAAGAAACUUAUCCACUUUGAACACUGUUUAUGAAAAACGUUUGCUUUGCUACUAUCGUGAACAUUUGGCCUACGCUUUUAAAAAGGAUUUACAGUGCAACGAAUUCAACCGGGGGCACCAUUAAUCAGCCAAUCACGGGUCACAUUAACAGCAAAAUUUGGUACAAUUCGUUUGCCGAUCAAAAAUGAAAAGAUGUCUUUAAAUUUGAAAGUGUCGUUGCAGGGUCCGGUUGAGUUUGUUACACUGUAAGGUAUCAGUCGAAAAUGAACGUUAACUUCUACGCAUGGACUUAGUGUGUGUCGGUAAUCAAGUAUUAGAAUUUGUACAAAACGCAAGUGAAGCUACUGGUGACGGCUGCGAAAAACGCAUAUGUAGAGGCGGCUUUUGAACUUCAGAGUUCGCUUGUUCUUGAAAAGCGAUGUAACGCUGAAUUUUACCCAUGAAAUUUGCCCAUGAUAUUAGCCAUACAAUCUCUUCAGAUCUCUCUCUUUGAAAAUUUAUUUUUCAACCACGGACUUGAUGUGAUUGACUGUUAUGUAACUGUUGGUUGUCAUAAUUAUUGUAGGUUUUUGAUCAAGAACUGGAUGCUCUUGAGAUUGAGACAGUGCAGAAAGAAACCAUUCAUCCUCGUAAAUCUUACAAGAUGAACAGCUCAUGCGCUGAUAUCCUCUUGUUUGCUGCAUACAAGUGGAACGUCUCCAAACCUUCUAUUCUGGCUGAUUCCAAGUACGUCUCUCCUUUCUUCGUGCUGAAAUUCUCCUAACGUGCAUGAGCAGUUGAUAAUAGCCUUGUUGGAACACUUGGCAGUUAAAAGAAAGUCAUUUCGAUUAUAUUUGCUUCCAUUCUCCCAGCUGUCUUCACUUCGGUUUGUAACAAAUGAGCCCUUUCAAAUUUAAGCGAUAAAGAUGCCUUUUGCUAAUACAUAUUUUUAGGCAUUUCUAGCAACUGCACCAUGGAUCACUGAGCCGCUUUUAGUUUGUGUGGGAGUUGUGUAAAUGUCUCACGUCUCGUGCGCUCGUUGAAUUUCUUUGGAAAAAUCUAUAGGAGUAAAAAAUAUCUGGAAGACUGCCUGGUGUCAAAUGUUCGUCCAUUUUUAUGAUGCGUUUGCUUGAAUUUGUAUUUGUAUUACAAGGAGAAAUUUAAUGCCGCUGAGUAUGUUAAAGAAAUCUUCACUUCAUUCGUAGUGACAUCAUGGAUAGCACCACAACUCAGAAAUACUGGGUCGAUGUACAACUUCGCUGGGGUGACUACGACUCUCAUGACAUCGAGAGAUACGCACGCGCCAAAUACCUUGACUACACCACUGAUAACAUGAGCAUUUACCCCUCCCCCACUGGGGUCCUCAUUGGCAUUGAUCUGGCCUACAACCUUCACAGGUAAGAGAAGAAUACGCUUGCCGUCAAAACAGUGCCAGUCGUUCGAAAUGCCAAGAGUUAGCUCCUUGUUGGUAACACGGCUUCAGGAACAUUGGUGUUUCCAUGUGGGUAAUCAUUUUCACAGCAAUAUGUGCCGAUCAAUUUGAAACUCCUUGCCGAAUAAGCCGUUCGUUUUAAAAAGCUGAUUCUUUACCUUAAAACGCCUCCAUCUCAUUGUGAGAAAGAUGGCAUUGUCAGACCUUAACUUAACACUUCCGGUGAAAUUUUCCCACCCAACCCAGGCCGUGGUCGAAUUCCCCACUCCCCUGGCACAGGUGAUGGUCAAAUGCCCGGGAUUUGCCCAGGAGAGGAUGUGAAGUUUCAAUUUGAUCGGCGCUUUAGAUUGCAAGAUAAUUCAUAUGGAAGUGCACCUUGAAUAUUUAGGUAUUGAAGACACUAAAAGUGAAUGGUAGUCAAUGAUUUGAUGGAAGUAGCAGUUAACGUAUCCAUUUCAUAAUAGCGAUGAGCUUUCCUCUCUUGCAGCGCGUUCGGUAACUGGUUCCCUGGUGUGAAACCCCUGAUCCAGCAAGCCAUGGCCAAAAUCAUGAAGGCUAACCCCGCCCUGUACGUGUUGAGAGAACGAGUCAGGAAAGGUCUACAGCUGUACUCCAGUGAACCCACUGAGCCUUACUUAUCCUCACAGAAUUACGGAGAACUCUUCUCAAACCAGAUUAUCUGGUUCGUGGAUGACACCAACGUCUACAGAGUCACAAUUCACAAAGUGAGAGCUUAGUUUUGUCACGUUUGCUAUUAUCUUUUUAAACCUCCUUCACAUCUGUAAAGCGUGUAUAGGUAUUCGGGUUCAUGAAAUAAGAGUCAUCGAACGAAAACCCCUUUUAAGCUGAAAAACAGACUGAAUUCUUUAUAGUGUUCAAGCAAGCUCUAACUUGUACUUCCGUUGUAAUUUUGAAGCCGCUAACAUACUUCUUGUACGGAGAAAACAGUUUUAAACCGUUUUAACUAAAGUGUUUGUUUACUUGGGUGUGAAUGGAGACAAAUUCUUCUCAAUGGUAAAUAGCGUGCAUUUUGAAGCAUCCUCUGAAAGUCGACAUUAAAGACUUUUUUUUAAUUCUACACGCAUUGUUUAACAUUAGCAUCUACGUUUUCAUUCCAGACGUUCGAAGGUAACUUGACCACGAAACCAAUCAACGGUGCCAUCUUUAUCUUCAAUCCUCGCACGGGACAACUUUUCCUCAAAAUCAUCCACACUUCAGUAUGGGCUGGACAGAAACGUUUGGGACAGGUAAGUGUUGUAUCUUAUGGUGAUUAUCCUGCGUGGCAGGCGUCGAAAGAGGAAGGGAGGGGAAUGGAGGUAAAAAAAAGAGAGGAACUGGGGGAGAGAAGGAAAGGACUGCCCCUCCCUUCUCCCUUUCGGGCUUUUCUCCCCUUCCCCUCCCCUCUCUUUUUUUGCACCUACCACGCAGGGUAUAUGGCGAUAUGUUACCUGUUCAAGCCAUGAAAAAAUAUGACAUAGUCGUGCGAGAUUUUUGGAUUCGGUCACUUUCACGAACAGAGUUUCUGACUCAAACAUGUCCAAUUCAAACAUUUUUUAGGUUCCACUGGCAAAGUCUCUUCCCUUAUAAGCCAGAUAUUCGUACACAAACACAUGGACCCAGGGGAAAGAAAGCUGACUGUCCUCCGGGUCAGACGUCUAGUGUAUAUUGUAUUGGUCGGCAGUACCUCACCUUAACAGUCAUUGUCCAACUUUUUGAACUAACCAAGGGCAUAAAUUCUUUAUUGGUGUGUUGUUUUAGUUGGCCAAGUGGAAGACAGCUGAAGAAGUAGCAGCUUUGAUUCGUUCACUGCCGGUUGAAGAACAACCCAAACAGAUCAUUGUGACCAGGAAAGGGAUGCUUGAUCCUCUCGAGGUGUUGUAUAGUUACACUUUAGUGUUACGUCAAGGCAUCGUCACAUUUUCCGUUGAUAUUGUUGGCUUCUGGACUCUGUGAGAUAGACUCAUGUCACCUUUGUCGCUUUUCGUUUAAUUGUGGUGUAGUUUUGUUUUGAUACAAGUGUCUUAAUGUUUCAGGUCCAUCUGCUGGAUUUCCCUAACAUCGUUAUUAAGGGCAGUGAACUGCAGCUUCCUUUUCAGGCCUGCUUAAAGGUUUGUGUUUAAAGAAUAGAUCUGUUAUAAAUGAAGAAAAAUAGAAGGAAAAGUUGGCCCAACGUUUUAAAGUUUCAAUUCAUGUUUAUCCUUGGCGUCCGUUGCAACUGAUGACAGGAAACAGAUUCAAUGCCUAAAUAUAGUCUUAAACAACGAAACUGUACCAUUAUUUUUUUAAAUUCAGUUGAUGCGAAGACAAGUUUUAAGUUUCAUAAUCUCUGUUCUCUUGUACCUUUUAGGUAGAGAAGCUUGGAGACAUGAUCCUUAAAGCAACCGAACCACAAAUGGUAUUGUUCAAUCUGUAUGAUGAUUGGUUAAAGACCAUCUCUUCAUACACGGCCUUCUCUCGUCUGAUCCUCAUCCUUCGUGCCUUGCACGUGAAUGCUGACCGAACAAAGGUGCUCCUUAAACCCGACAAGACCACUAUCACUGAGCCACAUCAUAUCUGGCCAACCCUGACUGAUGAGGAAUGGGUACCAGUUGAGGUAUGUUAAGUGUGAACCCUCGUCUAUAAUCCAGGGUGGCAAUGUGUACAUGCGACUUUUAGUGUAGUGCGUUUUGUCUCUUUAUUUUGUGCUAAAACUCGGCUAGAAUGAUUUUAGAAUCGUGUUAAUCAUCGCCUUUGCUUCUCUCAUGUAUUACUGUAGUUGACUAGUUCACUGCUUUUCUCUGUAUCCAUUUUUAAUUUUUUGUUCGGUAAUUGUUUUUUCGCCUUGUGAAUCGUUUUUUUUCCCUGUCUUUUCUGUUGUAUAGGUUGCGCUGAAAGAUCUCAUCCUGGCCGAUUAUGGCAAAAAGAACAAGUGAGUUGACUGCUUUCAACUUGAAUCUUCACACAACUUACAUUCAAAGUGCCUUUUGCCUUGAAUACUAACCGUACUCUCCUUCGGUCUAACAGUAGCGUUUCUGUUUCUUCUCUAGCGUGAAUGUAGCUUCCUUGACCCAGUCUGAGAUCCGAGACAUCAUUCUGGGUAUGGAGAUCUCAGCACCCUCGCAACAGAGGCAACAGAUCGCUGAGAUCGAAAAGCAGACCAAAGAACAGUCGCAGCUAACGGCUACCACCACCCGAACCACCAACAUCCACGGUGAUGAGAUCAUCGUGUCCACAACGUCCAACUAUGAGACCCAGACAUUCUCCUCUAAGACUGAGUGGCGUGUAAGGGCGAUAUCUGCUACUAAUUUGCACUUGAGGACCAAUCAUAUUUAUGUCUCUUCUGAUGACAUCAAGGAGACUGGUUUCACGUAUAUUCUACCCAAGAACAUCCUGAAGAAGUUUAUCGUUAUUUCGGAUUUAAGGACACAGGUCAGUGAGUUAUUUGCAGUAAAGGUGACAAAAGCCAAACAAUAAUCGCUCAAGGCUUUCUUACUAUAGCAGUUGCGGUGUAAAUUUUUCAUUCAACUGGCCCCAGUUGUUAAAAAGGUGGAGAACGUUCUCCGCUGGGUAAACCUUUCUCUAUCCAGGUAAGAACAAUUGUUUUCUGUAGUUCUUAUCUGCUGGUUAGUGAUUUAUCCGGUGGAUAGUUCUUUCGAACGUUUGAACAACCUGGCCCUGAUUAGCUUCAAUAAAAGCCCUUUUCUUAACAAAAAGUCUCCGAUAUGUCACACCCUUUACGGGACUCAACUACUUGGAAAUCAUACCUUUUACAUCGGCUCAUACUAAUGUAUAUUUUGUAGGAGAUACCCCCGCCCCCCUUUCCCCUCGAACAAGAUUUGACCCCUAUGCUUGACGUCAGGUUUGUCCGUGUAGGAGAGUAAUAAUCAGCUCACUCCGUAACUGUCAAUCGUUUCACCUCAGAUCGCUGGCUACCUGUACGGUGUCAGUCCGCCUGACAAUCCGCAAGUGAAAGAAAUCCGCUGCAUUGUAAUGGUGCCACAAUGGGGCACUCACCAGACUGUGCAUUUACCAAACAUGUUACCACAACACGACUACCUCAAGGUAAGACUAACAGAUUUUCAUUUACCAAAUUCUGACUGUGCCAAGCCCGUUUGUGCAGUCUCGUUGUAUGUUAACGUUUGAGCACUGGUUCACAAGUCUCUGUGUGACAAGGCUAGGUAUGUGUCCAAAUAUUCAGUAUGGUGUUUGUAGUGAACUAAGGAAGACGUUUGCCGGAAAAAUCAGGCUUUAAUCACCAAAUCUCAUUCUAUGCAACAUGGCGGUAAAACUACAACCACGAGGAUUGCAGGCUCUUAUAUAAGGACAAAUCUCACUACAUAUACACUACACGAAUUAUCACAAAACUCGCAGUUCGAAUGUUCCUAGUUCAUAGCUCAGUUCGCAAUGUCAUUUACCACAGUGUUUGUGUUCGCCUGUUUGUAGGAAAUGGAACCGUUAGGUUGGGUUCACACUCAGCCCAACGAACUACCUCAGCUUUCCCCGCAAGACGUUACAACACACGCCAAGAUUAUGGCCGACAAUCCGUCAUGGGAUGGCGAGAAAACUGUCAUUAUUACUUGCAGGUAUGUCACGUUGGUCAGGCUUCGUGCUAAAGAACAUAAGGUUUGCUCCACCUGGGAAGCGAAGCUUAUAUUGUUUUAUCAAUAAUAUUUUUCUGGAAGCUUACGUAUGUACUGCCACAGAAACAUAAUCGGCUCUGCUCAAAACUGCUUAUCAAUAUCUCUUGGGUUACAUUCAGAUUUUUUCAUUACUGACAUCAAACAGAUAGACACUUGUGUCCGUAUCACUUCCGUGGCGGCUGCCGCCUUCUUGGAAAAAUGAUAUGCAGUAAAGUUGGGCAUGUGCCGAGAUUUGCUGGUUAUGUUGCCUUUGUUUUAUUUAUGUAGUUUUGUUUCCUCGUUGUUUUCAGUUUUACUCCUGGCUCAUGUUCACUGACAGCCUACAAACUGACCCCUUCGGGUUACGAUUGGGGGCGAAAUAACAAGGACACAGGGAACAAUCCCAGGGGUUAUCUCCCCUCCCACUACGAGAAAGUGCAAAUGUUACUGUCUGAUCGUUUCCUUGGUUUCUUCAUGGUACCCGCCCAAGGAUCCUGGAACUUCAACUUUAUGGGUAAGAAUUGUUAAAUUUCGUGUUAUCAAUUGAUUUUUCCCCUCAUUGUUUAACCAGGAGUGCUUACCGUUUACACCAACCACCCGCGCAUAAACAUAAAACUGUAGUAUUAGACGUGGCGGAGGAACGACCCACUACAAAGUAAAUCCAAACCAGCUGAACAGACUGAAAAGUAGAAACGUUGCAUCCUUCCAAAUGAGAGCCCAUUAUUUUCUGAAGGUUUUUAAACAGAAUGGCGGGAACCAUUUGAUUUUCAAACCGGAAUUUCUGGUUUUUCCAUGCAAAUGCAAGUACCCUUGGGUUGGUUUUUUUUUUUUUGUAACGGACAGUAUGGAGAAUGUGCACGUUGAUAUUAGGGAGCUUAAGCAAAGACGUUUUUGAGCGACGCACGUCAACCGGAAGUGAGGCCUUCUCACUAUAUAUAUGCCUUGACGCUAACAAAUUUGUAUUGCUAAGUUUCUUUUCUCUUAUAAAGAGGAUUUACCGGAGAGUUUCUACCAAACCACUCCCCAAUGAUGCAAAAAGUCCACUUCCGGUUGACGUCCGUCGCUCAAAAACGCUGCUGCUUAAGCUCCCUAUGAGAGUUUCACGGUUAACGCAUUGGUCUGUUAUUUUUAGGUGUUCGUCAUUCUCCUAACAUGCGUUACGAGUUACAGCUGUCUAAUCCUAAAGAGUUCUACCAUGAAGUACACCGCCCCUCGCACUUCCUUAACUUCAGCACCAUGGAGGAUGUAGAAGUUAUUGGCGCUGAUAGAGAUGACAUGUUCUCAUAAACCACAGCAGUCUACAAGCCAUAUAAAGCAUGCAUUCGCCUUUUAACUUCAACUAGUGAAAAACAACUGCUUGAAGUUACAUGAAACGCCAAGUUUUGUCUUGGAUCGAAUUACAGAAAUGGUAGUAGUUAAACAGUCGCAAACAAUCUUCGAUGCUUUUACUCAAAGAUAUGACAGAAAGUCCACCUGUGGUCAGACAGGGGAUUUUCGAAUGAAGUUUUGUCAAGUUAUGUACCUCAGUCAGAAGGGAUGGCUUAAACAUGAUAUGGGCAAGCUUGUACUAAACUGUCGGGAAAAUUGUCACUUAGCAUUUUCGCCGCAAAGAAGUCAUUUAACUUUCUUAAAAAGCUGAAAUACCGUAAACUGCCGCUUAUACGCCCUGGGCUAAGGGGAUUUAAUAGGGCUUAUAAACGGAGGGGCUUAUAUCGGAGGGAGCUAUUGUUUUGUUUACAGGUAAAUGGGCCUUCAACUUUCGGGGGGGGGGUUCUGCGGCUUAUAAGCGCCAGUUUACAGUAUGCGCUAAAUAGCACGUUAACCAUGUAGGGUAUUACGAUUUGUUGUGUAAUUGGAAGUCUUUGUUUAGUUUACUUUGCUUUUGUUACUUCUCGGAAGUUGCUGUCUUACUUCGCACUGUUUAGAGUAUGUAUUUUCGACCUAUCAGUAGUCAGCUGCUGUGCUUUUUAGAAAUGAAGAUUGAAAG